AUGCAGGAGCCAACCACACCUACCAUCACCGGACCUCCCUCACCUGUAUCAGUUGAGAAUGUCACCCUGACAUGCUCCUCCUCGUCCCGGAGUCUACCCCUGGACCAUCCCCCACUGACCAUGACCUACAUCUGGAGGAGGAACAGGACUCUGCUAGAAUCUGGUGAUGAGUCUCCUACAGGUGGAGAUGACCUGACAAUAACCCACAUCAGCAGAGAGAACCAGGGAGACAUCUACAGCUGCCAGACCGUGGAGGAGGGCCUGAAGUCUGACUGGAGUCACGGACAUGUACUGGAUGUUCUCUAUGGACCUGGUCAGGUACAGUUUGACGGCACAAGUGACAAGCUGGAGGUAGAAGAAGGGAAAUCUGCAGCCGUGAGAUGUUCUGCUGACUGUAACCCUGCCUGUACUGUAACCUGGUGGAACAUCUCCAGACAGAUGGUGAUUACAGGACAGGGGGAGGCUGUGUUGUCUAUACCAGCUGUAGAUGUAUCUGUGUCUGGACUGUACACGUGUCACGUCAACAACACACAUGGGAGUGCAUCACGGAACCUGACGCUGGAGGUCGUCUCACGUGGCGUUACUGAAUCUGGUGUCGUUUCCAUCGUCCCCGUGGCUGCUGUCUGUUCCGUCCUGAUCGUGGUCAUCGCCGUUGUAGUCAUCGUAGUUGUUUGUAGAAAACAGAGACGUGGAGGAAGGGGAGACAUUCAUAGUCGCGUUGUCACAUACAUCCUUGACGCAGAAACAGACGGGGGCUACCAGGAGAUAGAAGAGAGAGGAUACGUUCACCAGCGGUGA
Molecule: messenger RNA, 798 nt
Organism: Haliotis rubra (blacklip abalone)
Lineage: Eukaryota; Metazoa; Mollusca; Gastropoda; Lepetellida; Haliotidae
Product: cell adhesion molecule 4-like
Exons: 7
Coding region: 1-798 (265 amino acids)
Source: RefSeq, a predicted model, not a curated record